Messenger RNA from Rhodotorula toruloides NP11, 663 nucleotides. Its product is annotated as gpi anchored protein. NCBI's taxonomy places the organism in Eukaryota, Fungi, Basidiomycota, Microbotryomycetes, Sporidiobolales, Sporidiobolaceae. The coding region runs from base 1 to 663 and encodes 220 amino acids. The record is from RefSeq and is a predicted model, not a curated record. The transcript is spliced from 4 exons.
AUGAAGGUCCUCAGUCUCGUCGCAGCCGCUGCACUCCCCCUCCUCGCCUCGGCGCACUUCACCCUCGACUACCCCUACACUCGCGGGUUUGACGAGGACCUCGAGCCCCAAUUCUGCGGCGGCUUCAACACCCCCUCCUCCUCACGCACCCCUUACCCCCUCUCCGGCUCGGCACCCCUCCUCAUCGAUUCGCACCACCCGACCGCCGACGUCGCAGUCUUGAUCUCGUUCGACCAGAACCCGUCGAACUUUAGCGCGUUCAACCAGACGAGCGAGGGACAGGGGUAUGGGCUCUUGAAGCCUUUUGGGAGGAUCAACGGGCAGGGAGAGUUCUGCUUCAACGUCGACAUCGCCUCCCUCGGCGUCAACGGCCUCCAGAACGGCUCAGUCGCGACGAUCCAAGUCGAGUUCAACGGCGGCGACGGCGCGCUCUUCCAAUGCUCCGACAUCGUCCUCAUCACGAACUACUCUGCCCCUUCGAAUAUCACCUGCUCAAACGCCACUUCUUCCGCCUCUGCCUCGUCCGGUCCGAGCAAGACCGCGUCGGGCAGUACGGGCGCUCCGAGCCAGACGGGCAGCCCGAGUAGCGGGGCGGGGACGGUUGUGGUUGGAGCGGUUGUCGGAGCGGUCGCAGCGGUCGCGGGCGUCGCGCUUGCUUUCUAG